Molecule: messenger RNA, 1008 nt
Organism: Clupea harengus (Atlantic herring)
Lineage: Eukaryota; Metazoa; Chordata; Actinopteri; Clupeiformes; Clupeidae
Product: trace amine-associated receptor 13c-like
Exons: 1
Coding region: 1-1008 (335 amino acids)
Biological process (GO): G protein-coupled receptor signaling pathway
Cellular component (GO): membrane
Molecular function (GO): trace-amine receptor activity
Source: RefSeq, a predicted model, not a curated record
AUGGAAUACUCUGCUGAUAGUACACAUGACCUUAUAGAAUAUUGUUUUCCUCACAGCAAUUUAUCUUGCACUCGGAAGGCUCGCACAAGAGAUGAGUAUGCUCUGAUGUAUGUUUUCUUUUCAUCAAUAUCAGUGUUCACAGUUUUUGUAAACCUACUGGUGAUCAUCUCCAUCUCUCAUUUUAAACAGCUGCAGACUCCAACCAACCUUUUCAUCCUUUCUUUGGCUGUGGCCGAUUUAUUGAUUGGUGGAAUUGUAAUGCCAGUAGAGGGCAUGCGAUUAGUUGAGUCAUGUUGGUUUUUGGGUAAGGAACUUUGUAACUUUUUCCCAGCUGUCAUAUGCAUACUUGUGUCAGCAUCACUUGGGCAUUUAGUGUUUAUAGCUGUGGAUCGUUAUGUGGCUGUGUGCAAACCCUUUUUCUAUGCGUCCACAAUGACAACUGGAAAAUCUGUGGCAUGCAUAGUACUAUGCUGGCUCAGCUCUGCUGUAUAUAACUGGACUCUUUUGCAUGUAAAUGAGAAUAUGAACAACCCCGAGAGACAAAGUAGCUGUCUUGGAGAAUGCCUGCUGCUUAUUGACUUUACAUGGAGCAUAAUAGACCUUGUAUUCUCCUUUAUAUUACCAUGUUGCAUAUUGUUUACUCUAUAUCUUAUUAUUUUCUUUGAGGCCAGAAAUCAGGCACGAGCCAUAACAGCCCAACAAGGCAGUAUCUCAAACAAUGUAAAAUAUGCCAUUUCAAAGAGCUCUGACAGAAAAGCAGCAAAAACUCUAGGUAUUGUGAUAUUUGUUUAUCUCAUGUGCUGGAUCCCAUAUUACAUCAGCAUUCUGACACAGGAGAGUACUUCUAUUACAGUGUAUGUUUUAUCCUGGCUUAUGUACAUGAAUUCAUUUGUAAACCCUCUUAUCUAUGCUAUGUUUUACCCAUGGUUUAAGGUGUCAAUAAGACACAUUGUUACUUUAAAGAUUCUAGAUACAUCAUCAUCUCAUCUACAUCUGCUACCGCAGUGA